AUGUGCACGGAAGCAGAAUUGUCGCCUACUCCCCUCUCGACCUUCCGCUCGAUAGAAGUAAAGCUACACUUCCGAAACAAAGGUAUGAAUUCGUCUACGCAUUCGCAGGAAAUGGCCAGUUGUUGUAGCAACGAAGAUGUGGAAUUCACCUCCGAACUUGAACCUCAGCCUCAUUGCAGUUGCGGUGCUUACGACAAAAUACUGUGUGCAACAAGUUUGCUGCGCAGAAGAUUGGUUAAUGCAGUCCUUACUGAGUUGGACCAGUACGAGCAGCCUUUGGGAUCUCUAUUACAAUUUUCGAGACAGGAAUCAGAUGUUCCUGGAGCUGACCAAAGCCAGCUGAGCUCGCAGUCGCAAACGCACAAUUCUCAAGUUGCUCAUACCCUCACAGACUCUCUAGAUACCAUUGUUAAUAGUAUUGUGUCAAUGACAGAAAAGAAGAUAACCAGCGGUUUGUUAGCGUGGAUCUCCGACCAGCUGGUUGAAGAAUGCACCCCUCACAAACUGGUGGUUCUUCUGUCAGAGGUUUGCGGAGGUGCUAGCUGCUCGCUAAACGAUGCUGCGCAGUACACAUCUGUAUGUCGCCAGCUUAUUGAGAAACUAGCAGCUGUUCCCAAGGAAUCAUUUGACUCUCAGGAGUUUGCAGAAAUUCUCUGUUGCCUGGCGGAAAAUCGGCGUCUUUCGUCUCAGUUUGCUGAUCGAUGCAUGAAAGCAGCUAACAUGAAGACAUGGAAAGCACCUUCAGAAAUUCUGCAUUCGAAUUCUGUUCCGGAGAGUAAUACUGCAGAAGCACUUCUUCUUCGGAAUAAUCGCGCAACCCUUUUGAGUUCCGGUCUGCUCAAUCACACAUUAGAGUCACUUUGGCCUCUGGAGAAACUUUCCAAAUGUGAAGAACAGUUCUGCGAAGAUCAAAAUCUGUUUGUGGAAUCGUUAAUUCUUCGAAACGCAGAUAAGGUCAAGACAAUAUUGCAAACUGACUGGGUCACUAUUGACUCUUAUUGUCCGCAUCUUCCAGUUCCAUUCACGGCUGCUGCUCUUGCUUGUGUCAACAGUGCUCUUACAACUUCUGCUCUCGAUCUAGACCUGAGCUGUUCUCUUCUCGAAAAUGUGGUUCGGUCUUUCGCUCUUUCUUUGUCUUCUAGUCCAUCGACUAUGGGUCAUGUAUUCAACUCAGUCGCCAAACUUUUGGGAAAGGCAUCACGAGAUCGUAAUCAUUUGAUGCGGAUGGUAGAGUCUGUAGAAGCGCUUUCUGUUUGGAUUGAUUUCACUUUGGCGAGAUACAGCAGACUUUCGGCUUCGUUAUGGAAUGCAAUAGACGAACUUUUGAACAUGUUGGCAGAGCAGAUGGAAAACAGAGCUAAAGAAGCGACUACUGGUGCAAAAACUGUUCCUAUUGCCUCUCCUGAAGAGUCGCUGAAUGAUGAAUCCGUCGCUGGAAAUUGGCUUGAGAGCAUUCUUGAACAAGUUCCGGCAAUGCUUGAUCAGCAGUCUGCUGUACAAUCCCAGAUCGUAUCUGAAAUAGUUGAGAUUACCAAGAGGAUCGAAUUUCUUUUCCGUAUGAUCUCUAGUGUCAGAGAUCUGUCUCACUGCAACGACAGCAUUUCGAGUGUUUUCAAAAAGGCUCAAAAUCUGUCUAAUGCGGAUAUCAUAGGAUAUCUACAAAAUGCCUAUAUUUCACUCUCAAAUCGCAGCCUGAUCAGAUCAGAACUUCAGAGUCGACUACUUGAUGAGGUGUUGACUAGUGAAGGUUCGCAGAAAGCAGCCUUGCUGCAGACUCUAAUCUCAGGAAGUGCGGGAAGCACGCGAUCUCAGCUAGUUUCUUCUAUCUUCAAGCAUGCACUGGAACAAUACAGGGGAACGGAGAGGUCCAAGUCUGCGGAGAGAAUUUGUCGGGAAGAGUGUUCGGUAUUAGAAGAGUCUUCUCAUUAUUUGACUAAGCAGCAUGCAUCUGAAUUUGCGAAGCAAACUGUGAACCUCUUGCAAUCUUUUUUGACUGACAAAACUUCGUCGGUCGUCCUUGUAGAUGGCGUGAUAUCGCUUUUGCUCACUUUGGUGCAUAGAAGACCGGACUGUGACUGGUCACUUGAUCUGAAGAUGCUCGGAAAAACUGAAAGUGAUUGGUGCGCACUAAUGGACUCAUUGGCCGUAUUCUCGCUCCGUCAUCCAUCUCAGACAUUCUUGUCCGGCACUUAUGCUUUACUAUCUCAUGAGCAUUUGCGUAAUGGUGAAAAUCUUGAAUUACCCAUGCUGCUUUUCAUUCUUCGGCAUUUACCACGUCUAAUGAGUGAUCAGGGACAAAAAGAUCUACAGACUUUCAAUAAGCAUGUUCCUGGAAUAGAAAGUCUUGUAAAGCAAUUUGUGCAACCAGAUAAUGUUGCAAAAUUGACAGAUCGUGCGGUACGACUUUUCAUUGACUUCCUCAGUGGGGGGAGUUGGCAAGAAUAUCUUCAGAGCUUCAUACUCGUUGUACUCAUAAUUGAGUCCACGGGUAAUGGUCUGGGAUUAUCCCUUUUCGAAAGCUUUACGUACCUAUUACACAAUAUUGACGUGCAUGAAGUCAAAGACGCAUGCAUAUCAUGGGAAGCUACUGGCGGUAUUGACCGCUUACAUUGUACGCUGUCCAUUUUUCGAAAUACAGCUUUUUGCGACUCGCUACCAUCUUUUGAGGAGCAGUGCCGGCAGGCGCUUAGUGACGAUGUCUUGACUAAAUUGGUUGCUGACAAUCGCUCACCUCGCAAGAGUGAACUGAAUUCAAUUCUGAAGGGCGAUGGUGAUAUCGGCGAGGAAUUAAAAAAUGGUGUUGAUGAUUACUUACUACAUCAGCACCUUCGCCAUGAAGUUGCAAUGCUGCUACUACGCGAAGUGCAAGAGCUGUGGAAGAAGAAGCCUGACUGGAGCGUCCUCAAUGUAGCACAUGUGAAAUGGAUUGUGAAAGUUGCCUGUAGCGGACAGUAUUCGAAAGAAACGGCUGAGCGUGCUGAUCAGGAACUCAAUAAGUUGGGAGCGGAUCAAGCUGCAGAGUUUCGUUUCUGUUAUCUUUCGGAAACUUUGUUGAGUGGAGCUACAAGCGUUCAACCUGUCCAGAGCUUUGAGAAGAAGCCUCUGAUUAGCAUUUUCUCAACGUUCUAUGAAGCUGUGCUGACGAGCGAUAAAGUGAAACCGUCUUGGAUAGAGAAUCAUCUUGUCAUCUUGGGUGAUGUUUUGGAUAAAUGCGCUUCCGUCGAUUCUUCUUCUGAAUGCACAGCCCUUACUCCAACAUUCGUGCAAGUGUUGUCGAACAUGCUUCAGAAGAACCCCAACUCUGAUUUGUCGAAACAAUUGUGUUCGCUGUUAGCUGGCCGCUUACUCUUUCUACCUUCUUGGCUGCGCUGCGCUCAAGCUCCUAGCGCACUUAUACUGAGCUUCGCUCCUAUUCUGCAACAUCUGAAGGAUUACGUUGAUGCGGAAGUUUUGCAUUGCGCCAUGCGCGACAGCGUCGGAACAAUACUACGGCCGACGCUUAUAGAUGACUUGCAUGAUUUUUAUGCCAUUGUCGUACAGUCGACGGAUCGUUUAGCGCAGACUGCACUCACAUGGACUGGGAAACAAACAGCUGAGAGACGCGAUCGCUUGCACAGCCUUGUACCAUUGCAACGGCGAGAAGAUGUUUUUCACAAAGCACUGAUGAUUAUUUGCACUUAUGGUGAUUCUGAGACGCACAUCGAGGUCCUUCGUCAUUGCGCUGAAAAUCUCUCCGCGUGGAUUGAUGUGUCCACGGACGAAGAAAAUGUCAUGCGCGGACAAAGCCUACUCGUGAAUGACAACCGGCUUGUGUUUCGUCUGAUGGUUGUGGCGAACCUUUUCGAGUAUUGUUCGGAACUUGGCAAACGUGCCGAACCAUACUGCUCUGAUACAUACUUUAGCGAUUCGGAAACGUUGAAGAAUACCGUCACUCGCCGUGGAGGGCCAACAACGCUACCGACAGUGGAACGCCGCGAGGAAACACGUUCUGGCAACAAUGUAUCACUCUGCACAUAUGCCGCUACGGAGAAAGAAUUUGUACAUCAACACUGGUACAAUUGUCAUACAUGCAAAAUGACCGAUAACAAAGGAGUGUGCAGCGUAUGCGCUAUAAAUUGCCACAGAGGGCAUGAUUUAUCUUACAGUAAACAAGGUUCUUUCUUUUGCGAUUGUGGUGCUGGAGGUUGUCCAGCGCUGAAGACGGCGACUUACCGUUGCCCAGCUAUCUGCGCUGCACGAGGCAGAACUGCUCCUUCUGUGCAUACGACGGUUGAUAGCGGAAUUCAUCAACCAGUGUCGUUCCCAGUUGCUCUUGAGCACAAUGCCGACUCUUUGGAAGUGAUGAAUCUAUUGGAUCGGAUACGAUCUGGAAUUGAAAGUCGUAUGGAAGUGAUUGAAAGGAUUGUCCGUGCUUCACUGCAUGCUCGUGACUCUCGAUGGUCUUUAGAUGAACGCAGAGACAAUGUUCGACGUUCACUAGCUGAUCCACAACGUUUGAGAAUGGUCUACGAUCAGGCAAUCAUGGAGGAUUAUGAAUCAGCGAAAACAAACGCUCUUAUCGAACCGAGGAGACCACCGGAGCCACCCAAUGACAGAAAUAAAGCCAGGGAAAUUUGUCAUGUGUUGCCCUUUGAAAAUGGCUGUCAUUUGUGGUUCAUGCUUUCUGAGCAUGCAACGACAUUGCAGAUUUUCCAUAUGCAUCCCGGCCAGAGCUUAUCCGAUGAACUUGAACACAUGCGCAUUGAUUCUGAGCCUGUUGGAUUCGCUGGUCGUCAGAUUUCCUGUAGGGAUGAUAAAGUGGCGGUCGCUGGACUCAGCGAUAUCCUUACUCUCCGUAUGAGUAGGGAGGGAGAGAUUGUCGACCGCAUGGUUAUCAAAUUGGCCGAACUAACGACAACGCACAGUAACCCUAUAGUAAAGGUCAUAUGGGCUCCGAAUCGUCCUGCGCUACUGGCUGUUGCCACUAUGCAGCUGAUUAGGAUGUAUGAUUUGAUGCUUGAUGCAGACAAUUUUGUCGAAGAGCUUGUGCUCCCAGUUGGGAAUGUGGAAGAUAUCGAACUGAUCCAUAGUUCUGCAAAUAAUGAGAUGUGGUUGAUGGUAUUGAGCUCAUCUGGCCAUCUUUAUGAGCACAAAUUGAUUGCGAAAACUGCGGACAACACCUCGUUUUUCCUGACCAACACAGUAACUUUGCCUCAUACGCAACAAACACUAGGAUCAGGAGUAUCUAUCCAUUAUUCUUCUGUUUCUGAGCUGCUGUUUCUUUCACUUGAGAAAGGCACGUGGUUUGCACCUAUUGAGAAAGGAAACCUUUCGAGAGAGAAUCUGACAUUCAACUGGACAAGGCUCGAGCUGUCGACGUCUGUACACUGCUGGCAGGAGUCUAGCGGGGUCAUGGCGUGCCUUUCUUACCCAGUUGCAUCUUCUUUGGUUUUUAUAUAUCCGACACUGGAGCAGAUCCUUGUUCAGCGUGUGAUACUGAAGAGAUCCGCGUUUACUCAUGCUCUUUUCACUGGAUCAUCUGCAGAUAUGAUAUACUCAAUGCCAUUCUUCUACGACUCGCCUACAAACCUGAUCUACUCAGCACGAUGGUCUACGUUGCCCGACUUGUGGAUAGAGUGUAUGCCGAGUGAAAUGUGCGCUCAAGCCGAGAAGGAGAAAGAAGAGCCUGAAACAGAGCUGCAGGACAGCGACUUGGUCACGCUUUUCGAGCGUUGUGAACCUGUGGAACGGGUCGAAGUCUCCUGUACCGACCUUUCUAUCUUCUAUGAUGUUCAUGACCUCAAUGUUCGACUAAGCACCGUUGGAUCCAUGCCUGUCACUGCUAUUCAGAAAGAGCAGUUUGUCCUGACGAUGAGGGUGGGAGACCCUAACACCAUUGUUCGGGCAGUUCGUGUGGAGAUGCCUGCAGAAAGAGGUCGUGGUCCUUCAGAGGUGACAAUCGGUGGAAAAACAUAUCCGCUGACCAUGACAACAGAUCUGGCUAGAUUCUUUGACAUCAGAUUCACAAGAACUCAGUCUCUGGAAUUGGACCAUCGCAACAUAACCCUUACGUUUUCUGGAAGAUCGCGGUCGCAAGUAGGAAUGACUGUCGUUUCCGUACGCCUCUAUGGCAUGUCGAAGAGAGAGUUUGGAUUCCCCCGUUCACAUCUUAUUGCUCGUAUGCCGCUAUCCUUACCUGAUCAGUUCCUGCUCAACGUGCUGCGCAUGCUAACAACUCUAACUACGCGGAAUCUCUUUGUCAAGGACCGUGAAUGGAUGGUCAAAACCGCAUGUCGCCUGAUGAGUCCCCGUUUAUGUCAUCGUGAUUUGGUCGAUGCAGCCAACCAUCUUCUCCGAGUUCUUUUGGUUGACAGCGUGCACGAUUACUACGCAAGGAAGGAUCUAGUCAUCAUUAAUGAUCUAGCAGUCUUUUCUCGUGGCAAAGUGCCCAUUCCAACCGACCUGAUGGCUGACUUUGCGUUACAGCUGAAGUACAUGAUGUGUACGCGUUGGAAGCAGUUUUGGAGUAUUGUGAAAAGAAAGUUUGGAAGUUCUGUUGGCAUUAUGUCUUUCCUGCAUCGAGAAGUGGCUGCUGCAGCUGCUCUAAAUGCUCCGGUCAGCGUAUCUGAUCCCUUACCAGCAUUGGAGCUGUACACUGUGUUGUUAUUCAUUCUCCUUUCUGUAAAUGAUCCACAUUCGAAGCAGCUCACACAGGAAUAUCUGAAUCUUUAUACCGAUCCUAGGACUUCUCAUAUCGCGCAUCGUGUUCGCCUUGUUGGGCAGUCGCUCAUCUAUUCCUUUGCACUUACAACAAGGAAUGACAGAUCUCAAGCACGAUCUAUGAGCUCAUCAACGAAAGUGAUGCGAUGGGGAGGGUUGCGUCCCUUCUUCAAUCGCACUAAAAUACUGAGCCCAGAAGAGGAUCCAGUACAGAUGGAGUUUCUUAUGGGACCCUUGAACUCAAUCGAGAUUCUUACACAGAAGAACAGUGAUAUGUUUGAUCUGGAAAGUGAAUGGCUUCUUCACCUUUUGCAAGCUUCGUUAGCCAAAAUACGCGACGAAGGAUCUAUCGGCUCGCUACCUGUGGAGGGUGUACCAGUCGGUCGCGGCGAUACUGUCCCAUCUACUUCAUUACUCAUCUUCGCUAUGGCUUUGAUGGCUCAGCUAUAUCCAGCGAAUCUCUACCCCACAGUAGUGCAACUGAUUGCGAUGGUUGAUUGGAAAGGAAGCAUUAUUGACAUCAAUGACCAUAACUACAGACAAUUUUUGCUCUUCCGUUUGUUGUUUGUUCUACUUACCAAAUGCGGUGAACAUUUGGAAAACAGGAAGAAGAGCGAAAAGGAGUCCGAAGAAAAGAGAACGGCUAUGUUGCCUGAGGAAGAUUCUGGAUCUCCUUCUGCAUCCGUAAAUUCGGCUGUGGUUGAAUUUGCAGCGGCUGAUGCAUCACGCGAAGCCACACCCACUAGUACGUCUGAAGAUAGAGCGACUACCAAACGGAGAAGUACUGAAAAGUUACUUGCGCAGAUAGUGACGCAGUUGUGCAACGCUGGAGCGCUGGAUUUCUGUCGAAAUCUGUUAGAAAGUGUAGCAAGUUACUGGCGCACCGCUAGAGAACAUCGAACGGCACCAAGAGCAUGGUCGCGGGACAGCGGUGCAGCUUCACAUGAAUCUGGCGUUACUGGGAUAUCAAAUGGCAGAACCGGGGUCAUGGAUGCUCGAGAACAUUACUACACUAUGAUCACCGACGUUGCUCUUCGUCUACCUUGCCAGAUGAGACGUAUUGUCAACGAUGUAAAAUUUGAUGAGAGAUGGCAGCGUAUCUUGUGCGAGUUAGUAACCUACCAGCAUGCUCCACAGCUCCGCAGACAGAGCAAAAAGGUCUUACUAACAAUGUUCGACGGCGACAAGCAAAAAUAUCGUGAAGUGCGUGAUCAGCAUAUGAUGAGAGCACACAUCGAACUUCUCAAGAAAAAAUAUGCACAGCAUAGUUUCAACCAUCAACAGCUGACCGAAAUGGUAGAGAUUGUGAGUGCCAUUGCAGCUACUGCCAAUCAACGCACUACAUUGUGGAGGACCAUCUGCGAGGAGCAGCUUAAUUGGCUCCUACAACUGGCAUGUCGUGUAGCUGAUGCGGUGUCUUGCAGUGUGGUAGAUCUGUUGGUCUCGGCGAUUAGAGAGACCCCAGGUCAACAGGAGCAAAAUAUCUAUCUGGCUGAUAAGAUCAUCUCGGAAGAAGAGAACAGAUGUUUGCUGAUGAUGCUUCUUGUGCGAUAUUUGAUAGGUCGAGAUGAAAGCCGGCGAUGGCUAAUGCAUGGACUUUUGAGAUCUACAAUUCAAUUAGCUAGUCGACACAAUCAGGUGAUUUUAUUGCGUAUCCUCUGGAACGACUUGUGGCCGCUGGCUCGCGGUCUUGGCGAUCAUGGUGCCCAGCUAGCGGACAUCCUCGCCACUUAUGCAUCACGCUUGUUCAAUUCUAGCGAAAUGCUAGCAGUUUGCGAGGCAGAGUUGGAGGCAAUCACUUCCACUGUUAGCAGGAUUGAGAAAGAAGGUCAUGCGGGAUGGUAUCGCCAGAUGACAGGGCUUGGAUUAGGGUGGAAAACUAUGCUCAUGGAUACAAGCCCUUGUCUAGUGUGCUUCUCCAGAAAAGAUACAGUUGAGACAGUAAAGCUGAAUUCCAUCAAGCAAGAGGCUCGCUUUGCUGCAAAUGCUAUGAUGCUGAAGCUGACUUGCCACUAUGAAAUCAGCAAGGUCAUAAUCAAAUUAACAGAUGUCAAACGAAAUAAGAUGAUAAAACGUGUCAAUCUUUUCUACUGUCCAAAAACGGUCGAAUCCGCAGUGGAAUUAAAGACGUGCCCUGAACUCUGGCAACGAGCUUCGAGUUGUAGUGUAACAGCAAAUGACACUGAAGUGGUGCUACAGCUGGCUAUACCUGUUGUUACGGCCUCUUUGGUCAUCCAGUUCUCCGAACUGACUGAAAGUCGCCAAAAUCAGGAACUUCACUGCCCAAGGUGUUCAUCGGUGGUGCAGCCAAACCCUGGUCUUUGUGAGCAUUGUGGGGAGAAUGUCUUCCAGUGCGUUAAAUGCCGUGCGAUCAACUAUGACGAGAAGGAUCCAUUUUUGUGCCAGUCAUGUGGUUUUUGCAAAUAUGCUCGUAUGGAUAUAUCAGUUGUUUGUCGUCCUCUUCCGGGAGUGCAACCGAUUACAACAGAUAUCGAAAGAGCAUCGUGUGUGGAAUCCAUGGCUCGCUUACUCUGCGAGAUGGAGCAAACCCGCGCUCAGCUGGGAGCUGGUAGAGCACUAUGCGAAUCGUUGUGGCUUCAAUCGCGUCCGCUUCCUCCCAUAAGCUUCCAUGUGGAAAGCCCAGAUGCCGCUAAUGCUCUUAUCGCAGCGCUUCCACCUAUAAAUCAUCAGCAGCCAGCUAUUCAUGCUCUUCUUUUAACAACCACUCACUGCAAAGCGUUACAUGAAGAACUGUGCAUGCAAACGCAACAACUAAUCGCUUUCCGCGAAGAGUUGCGAAGUUAUGAUAGAAGUGUCAAGACAACGCCACUUCUGCAUCAGGCCAUCAAUCAAGGCUUCUACAACGCUAGCGCGAACUGUUUUGGAUGUUUACGAGCCAGCAUUCUUCACUCACUUGCUAUACUUCAAAGUUCUUGUGACGACGAGCAUUGUCUUCAGCGACUUUUGAACUCUGAAGUGGUGUUUGGCACUCUUGUGGAUGUCGGUCGCAAAUAUGAACCGAUUCGAGAAGAAGUUGAGAUGUUACUAUGCCGUAUAUCGCUUGAGAAUGAAAAAGGCACGGAAAAGCUUUGCGACCUUGUCAUGAAUGGAAAAAUUAGUGGCACUGUGCUGGCACGAUCACUUAACACAUUCCCAGAUUCGUUCUGGCAGCUGAAAUUCCGCGGACUACUGAAGAGCGCAAUGAAAUUCAACGAUCACGACACGACUCUUGCUGCUUUGAGCAUCAUUGAUAAAUGUCUUGUCGACGCAAAACCGAUCAGAAAGAGGAUCUACAGAAAGUUACAGCAGAGGAGGCGUGGCAUUAAGACCGAUGCAUCCGAGAGUGUUCUUGAUCGUCGGCGUGUGCAAAUCGCCAAUCGACAUCUCGACUCAUGUGCUACCUUUGGUGACUGGUUAGAAGGGAAAUUGAAUUGGUACGAUUGUGAGGCACCUCCAGAGAAGAAACCAAGAAAUGAUACACAUACGAGCGACACAGCUAAGGAACAUGACGCUUGGAUGUGGCGUUGCUUGUUCUCGCCUUGGAUGGCAGUGCGUGCAGCAGCUGCUAAAAUCAUAGUUGCCGUAGCUGCACAACCGGGUCACUUGGGCGCUGCUGUGUCAGUGAUUUUACGAGGCCUCCCUCUUGCAUCAGUCGCACCUGCGGCAAUGACGGAUCAUUUCUUCCGUGCUGCGCAUAUCAUAAUGAGCGGUGGUCCGGGCAUCAAAGCUCGGCUCUACUCGGAGGGGCUUCAUGUCUGGUUGAUAAAAGUCAUCUUCAAGGAAUGCAAAAGGAUGCAUGAAGAGGAACAGCAAGAAACAAGCAUGGAUCAUUCCUUCGGAACCCUUCUACGUAGCUAUGUCGAACUGCUUUGUUUGCUGCUGACAGGAAGUGGCAUAGAAUCUCUGAAGUUGAAGGCAGCUAGAGAUCACAUCUUGGUACCACUGCUGCAGUCCACAAUCUUCCUUAAAAGAGUACUGCUAAGACGUACAAGAGCUGUCGAGGCUUCCCGCAGUUCUCUUGAAAGACUUCUACGUCGUGUUUCUGCCAAGGAUCCUCUAAUGCUAAUGAGAGCUGCAGUUCAGUCACUAGAUGCCAUCGAGGAUUUGAAUACUAAGGCACAUAUCGUCUCUGUCAUACUAGACGUUUUAAAUCCGGAACAAAAAGAGGAAGAAGAUUUCCACAUCCAAAUUGAGAAGGAUCCAGCUCAGGAAGAUUUUCUACAAGGCAGGAUGACUGGUAAUCCAUACAAGUCAACCGAUGCUGGUCUGGGACCUCUAAUGCGCGACAUUAAAAACAAGAUCUGUAGAGAUACCGAAAUGAUAGCACUGAUGGAGGAUGACAAUGGCAUGGAGCUACUGGUGAACAACCAGAUAAUCUCACUGGCACUUCCUGUGAGGGCAGUCUACGAUAAACUCUGGAAGAAAACCAAUCCGGGGCAACCUAUGGUAAUCGUCUAUAGAAUGCGCGGUCUGCUCGGUGACGCUGUGGAAACUUUUGUUUCUACUCUUGGAGAAGCUGAAGGAGGUGAAGCUGAAGAAGAUGAGGCAUUGUCUUCUCUUACCGGUGCCCUUUCUCAGUGUGGUGGUUUGAGCCGAGCUCUCAGCCUGCUCAGUCUUGCUGAUAUAGGCACUGCUGGCAGAUUCCUUUUGAGUCAGUUACGAAAGCUUUUUGAACGUUGCGUCAGAACCGAACAAGGUCGUAUCGACUUGGUGUCGUCUGGUGCAAUUAAUGCAUUUAUGAAGGUGCUCCACUCCUGCGUAUCCUUGCGAUCCAGUGAUGAAGAAACGCUUCAGCUUGGACUUGAAUAUCUUGAGAUGAUUUCCGCACUUGUAAAUGAUCCAGCCGUACACCCGAUUCUAACCGGAAUUUCCAAAGAAGACACCGAAUGGUUGCUUUCAUUCGUAAUGGCACGACCCGACUCUGGUACCGAAAGCGUCAACAAGUUCUGUAACCAAGUCGCUCGUGUCAUUGGAAACCUCGUCCUUGGCAAUGAAGAGGCCGAAAAGGCGCUCAUCUCCAUGUAUGCAAAGACGUGCCAAUGGAAGGAGAUCGAUGAGACCAAUGACGUUUCCUUGCGUAACGAACGAGUAGUAGCUGUUGAAAGGUUGUGUGAGGUCACUGCUGGAAUUUUGAAUUCAAAAGAAGCAGCUAAACUUAAGCAGCUCAUAUUGGAUAGCGGAGUCAUGGCGAAGGCUUGUAUGCAUCUGGUUUCUAACCACCCACCGUUGUACUCUGCAACGGAAUCGCAGGAAUGGAAAGCAUUCUUGCUCCGCCCAUCGCUGAAGCUGAUGCUAUCGUUCAUGCAUGGUAUGGCUCGUUCACAUGAGGCAAGUCAACGCGCUCUCGCAGAAAAGACAUUGCACAUAUUACAUCGCCUAGAACAGGUAGCGUCGGAUAACUCGAUAGGCACCCUUGCGGAGAACGUUGUGGAAGCGUUAAAGGAGAAUACAGAGGUUGCUGCACAGAUUGAAAAUGUCAGACAAGAAACUAGGCAAAAGAAGCGUCAAAUGGCUAUGGCCAUGCGUAACAAGCAGUUGCGCGAAAUGGGCAUGCAGAUGGGCAAAUCUGGUGAAGUGAAGGUGGCGCAUAGACGCAUCGCGAAUGAACCCGUCUUAGAAGAUGUACUCGAUCCACUUGCGUCGUGUUGCAUCUGUCGCGAACCUCUAUUCCAGGGAACACGGGUGGCAGCUGCCUAUGCAUUUGCUUCUCCGAUACCUGGCGAGUCCCGUGUUCCACAGCUUGCGACCGUAAGUCAAAUGGUUAUGGUACAUAUUGACUGCCAUCAAAAUGCCAUUCGACGAAGCGGAGGAGGUCGAAAUGUGGAUGAAUGGACUAAGGCCUCGUUGCACAAUGCAGGUGCCAAAUGCAACGUAUUAACGCCUAUUGCCAGCGGAACAGCCAGCGAAGCUGAUUGGACCGCAGCUGUGAAUAGAUACCAAACUGAUCUCGAAGUUGCUGCUGCAGUCCCGCCUCUAUGUCGAGCCAUAGUCUUCGUUGACAUCUGUGAACUGAUCGACAAAUUUGUGUUUUUCAGGUCCUUUUCUGAAGCUUCACAAGGAGGGGGCAGGGAAUCGAAUGCUCAAUAUCUCGCCGUUCUCCAUCUGCUCGCUCUGUCCUUGCCUGCGGACGAUUUACCCACCAUCAACGCUCGACAUCGGGUGGUUUCCUUCCUUAUGACCGAACUCACUCUCGAAAGUUGGCGUGAGCAGCGAAUUGAUGUUCUACGCGCGGCGCUCUCUGAUUGUGCUACUGAGGGCCAUGACAGCUCGUGGGGGACCCUGCGUCCAAUUUGUUUGACUUGGGCGUUUGUAGAUCUGUACUUUAGUGAUGUAAUACCGAUCGAUUCCGAUGACCGUGUAGAAUGGCUUCAGUCGCAUUUACUAGAUACGAUACGCAAAACUUCGACUUUCGUCAAGAAAUUUGAUGAAGAAGUGGCACCCUUACGCACUCUAGAAGCAUUUUGCGAAAAAAUGGAUCUUCCCCUCGAUCAAAUCACCCCGCUUAUCGGCAGUGGCAAUGAUGCUGACGUCUAGCUGAUGUGGUCCGCCCACUUUUGCUUGAUAGCUUCUCAUGUGUGCAUGAACAUUGUAGUCCUUGCUGUUUCUAGCGUGUGCAUAAUAAACUUUGCCGUCCGAAGCUUUCCCACCCUCUUUCGGAAAUAUGAAAAAUAUGAAGAUAUAGGUUGUAAAAACCCAUUUAGUGUAUAAUUAACA
Messenger RNA from Cylicocyclus nassatus, 13413 nucleotides. The record is from the annotation of a GenBank genome assembly. NCBI's taxonomy places the organism in Eukaryota, Metazoa, Nematoda, Chromadorea, Rhabditida, Strongylidae.